Messenger RNA from Cyphellophora attinorum, 501 nucleotides. RefSeq lists its product as uncharacterized. The transcript is spliced from 2 exons. The record is from RefSeq and is a predicted model, not a curated record. NCBI's taxonomy places the organism in Eukaryota, Fungi, Ascomycota, Eurotiomycetes, Chaetothyriales, Cyphellophoraceae. Bases 1 to 501 code for a protein of 166 amino acids.
AUGAGUACUAUCUCUGUUCUCGCCUUUUCGUCGCAGGAGCCUACAACUGCAGGCAGCGACUGCAGCUUCGACUCCCAGAACGCAUUCGCAAAUCAUGACUGGGCGCUACAGGUCGAGUCGGCAGUCAACAAAUGGGUCAACAUCCGAAAACCAUACUCUGUGAGACAUCACCAAGCCCUCAGAGAGGUGCCGUUCGACACGUCCCACGACUACUGGAUUGAUGCUGCCUUAACAUCUCUCCAGAAGAAGAACAUCGUCCCACCCUUCAACAUAGAAAAGUUUCACCAGUUCGUUAUUGACUCACUAGCGAAGAUGCCGUCCGCCACUUUCCGACGUAUGUCCUUCGGUACCACUGAGCUCGACUAUCUCUCGAUGAUGGGAAACAGCGCCGAAGUGAAGAAGAUGCUUGAGCCUGUCAAUGGAGCUGGGAGGACUACGACUCGGACUGGACCCAUUGCUUCGUUCUGUAAGUCGAGAGACUACUUUGUCGGGCUGGACUAA